Molecule: messenger RNA, 10644 nt
Organism: Liolophura sinensis
Lineage: Eukaryota; Metazoa; Mollusca; Polyplacophora; Chitonida; Chitonidae
Product: C2 domain-containing protein 3-like
Exons: 44
Coding region: 79-8340 (2753 amino acids)
Biological process (GO): protein localization to centrosome; cilium assembly; centriole elongation
Cellular component (GO): microtubule organizing center; centriolar satellite; centriole
Source: RefSeq, a predicted model, not a curated record
CUAAUGUUUUGUAUGGAAACGAAAUGGCGCUACAUUUGACACCUGUGUAAGGGAUGCUGUUGAAUGUUUUGAUGAAAAAUGAAGCCUGGGAAGGUUGGGAAGAAAAAGGGGAAGCACAAGUCAUCUAAGAGUAAAGAUUCAAGUAUCUCCUCUCAGGUAGAGGAUGUUCAGGUUCACACAGGGCUUCCACCUCAGGUAGAGGGACAGCUGAGAUGUUUCUGUCGGGUGUCUGUCAGUCAGAUCACCUGGAUUAUUCCAAACCCCCCUCAGGUCACACAUGUCCGUGUCAAGUGGUGGGGAGAGGCCGGAGAUGGGGCCAUCUUCAGGCCAGUGGAUGUGAAACACCCCGACAAGGUGGUGCCCAAGAUUACAGCCAGGUAUCCUGUAAGAUCCGGACCAAAACAGUUUGCUGCCUACCUGAGUGAUAUGGGCAGUUUGCUGAUAGAGGUGUUAAGUGGUCCCUCCAGGAUCCCUGUGGGCAGAGCAGAGGUGCCACAAAUUAGCCUCCUCUCUUCUUCCUAUCCCAUCAGCGGGUCUUUUCCAGUGUUUUCUUCAAAUGAAGACAAGAUUGCAGAAAUCCAGUUGUCUGUUAUGCUAGAGUCUUUGAUGGCUUCCUAUGACAGUAUGGGCUCUAUACCCACAACUGAUAUCAGUGGCCACACUGUAACCAGCAGUCAGGGCCCACGUUCCGUCCUCCCGAAAGAGUUACAGCCCUCUCCCUACACGCAUCCAACUAGGAACUCGACUGAGGACCCAUUCGCUUCUCCAGCCACAAACAAGACGGAAAGUCGGAGAGGCAAUGACAGCAUGAGCAGUGUUCGGCACUUAGACGACUUUGAACCUGCGGAUGAAGAGAGACGACUGCGUCCACAGGAGAACGGAGAUAGAGUGUUUAUUACGACUAGCGGUGAUGUGAUAAGGACCAACCCUACAGGCUUUAGUCAGACAAGUCACCAGCCCAGUGUCGCUGCAGGGAGACACCCUGUCAAACUGGACCUGGCUGGGCCAGCAUCAGGUGACCUUCUGGGGACACUACUGGACCGAGGGACCAAGCUUAGGGAGGCUAUGAUAGUGUCCAGUCUGACCACUGAGCCCACUGAUCCCACCUCCCACGACAGACCUCCACUGACCACCGCUCCCCUAGAUCUACCCAUGACCCCAAGUGUUACAAGUUCUUCUAAAAGACAUCCAGAUGGAACAUUGUACAAUGGGCUCUCUGCCUCAGCAAGGCCGCCUUCCCCAGGCAAGUCUCAUCUACCUGGAGAAUCUGACCUGUCUGAUAUUGAGGGUCGGGCAGUGGAUCUGAUCAUGGGACAGACCAUUACCAACAAGGAGUAUCAGUACCUGCGUGCCUUUGACAGUAGCCCUCGCUCCAGUAUCUCGGAUGAUGCAGACCUGGCCAGUGAUCUGGGGGACCCUCUACAUGACGACACCAUUAUACAGGAGCUCUUCUACAAACACUCGGACAGUGAAGACAGCAUUAUGAGUGGUAUCAGUGCAGAUGAAAGUCGUAUCAGGAGCAAGUCAAACUGCUCCAUCACAUCUGUAGAAGACCCUGGAAAUAUGCGACCUCCAUCGCGGCGGUCAUCUGUAUCAAGCGGUGCUGAGCUGGCAGCCCUGGAGAAGCAAAUCCGUGCUGAGACACCAACCAAGAGGAAACCCAGAGCAAAGGUGAAGACGAAGAAGACCAGAGUGGUAAAGAAGCGGAGACGAUCGCGCAGUGUCACAGGGAGUGUGAGCAGUGUCAGUGACAGCGGGGACAUGAGCACACCCAGGUCAGAGACGUCCAGGGUCUCCUUUGACAUGACCCCGUCUGAUUUAGAUGAACCAGUUGUUGAUAAACCCCCUAAGGCUGGUGUGGAUGGGCUCAGCGUAGAGAGACUAACUCUGCUGGGCAGAGUCCAUGUGGCUAGAGUCACCAUCGACUCUCUUGAUUUAUCCUCAGCUAACCUCAAUGUAUCUACCUCCUCAGCCAAGAGAGGGCGAGUUCUCAAGAAGGGGAAACCACCCAAGGCUUCUCCAAAGCCUAAAAAGCCAUGCACUUACUUCAUAGAAUACCAAUUUCCUGUAGUUGCCACAUCACGAGAUAAACAUGCUCCUAACGCCAUGGCAACUGAGGUCAUGAGAGUCGCAUCUAAGACUGUGAAAGAAAGCAGUGUACUGUUUAACCACCGAUCUGUCUUUCCGAUCUACUUUGACGGCUGUGUCAUUGAGAAAUGGUGGAAGUCCGCUCUGCUGUUCAAGGUCUUCAGUAGAACUCCAGGACAGAAAAUUCCAGUGCAGGUGGGCUGCUGCGGAGUGUCCCUCAAGUCCAUCCUGAAGUCAGAGAGCCUGAGUGUGAACCGCAGCCUGGAGAUCAGGGAUGGGUCAAGGUCAGCCAACAAGAGAAACUCUUCAUGGAUGGACUCCUGCAGGGGCAAUUUGAGGGUGACUGUGGAGCUCGCCUCAGACAGUAAAGAUUUCUCCUCUGUCAUGGCUCGUACCAAACUGGCAGAAAUGCAGGGCAAAGUGAAGAUAGUACCCAUAACCCCUUCCCCACAUACAGACCCUCCUCCACCCCCACCCUCACUGCCAUCUCCAUCAUCACCACUAAAGCCAGAGAGUCAGAACUACCCUAUGGGUCUUGAGGCUGCCAGGAAGUACAAGAGGCUGUUAGCACAAAAGGGUGUUCCAUCAGGCAUCUCCAGUCAGACUGAGCCACAGAGGACAGAGCUGAGCGCCCUGGGGCUGGGAGUUGCCCCACCGGCUGCUAGAGACCCCACAUACAAACAGACAGUCUACCCAGACUCCACACACCCUGGGAUGCACACAGAUAACAUUGAGGCCCCAACCCUGUACACUAUGCUGCUAAUCCCUGAUGGUAAAAACCUGACCGCUGAGGCAGUGGGGCCAGGCCACGCCCUGUCUAAACAGACUGUCAAACUGAACCACCCCUCUACAAAGAUCUCAGGUGUUGAAGGUCGAAAUCUAACCACUAGAAACACGUACCUGGUGUGUCGGAUGUUUUGGUGUGAUGAUGUUGUCAGCUCUAAUGUCACCUGGGGAACUUCAGAACCUCAUUAUGGCUUUCUUCAGGUUGCACCAGUCUUGGUCACUGUCUCUUUACUGGAAAGAAUGAGGAAUAACUUCAUGAUUGUUGAGAUUUGGGAUAAGAAAACUUCAGCUCAAAAUGAUAAGUUGGUGGGCAUAGUGAAGCUGAGCUUACAUCAGUUCUACAUGUCCUUCAGAGAUCAGAAGAUUGCCAAGUCUCUGCUGCGAUCUCAGUUUCCUGUGAUAUCUGUAGACAACUAUCUGGCAAUCAUGGACCCUUUUUCUGGGGCUCAGGUUGGCCAGCUUAAGGUGCUAUUGGCUAUGGGGUCAUCGGAACAGGUGUCGUAUCUGCAGCGCCUGAAGGUAGACCAGGGCAUCGUCUCUACCCCAGACAGACCUCUGCACUUCCAUGAGAGGCAGGACAUGGUGGACAAGUCUCCGAGUACAGGAGGGUUAUUGGGCGCGGAAGCAGCAGUGGACCACCAGUUUGAGGUGGUGGUUGAAGGGAUCAGGAACCUAAAGCUGUUUGAGGAGAUGAUCUGGGGCGAGGCUGACUGUUUUGUACAGUAUUACUUCCCCGCCCAGGCUCAGUCCAGCUCCCCUGGGAUGCAGCCACAACAUGCUGUGUGUACACUGAAGUCUUUCCGCACCGCGACAACUCUAUGUUUGCCAGACCCCACCUUCCAUGAUGUGACACGCCACCAUCUGGUCUUACCCAUAGGAUCACCUGUACAAAGACAGAUCCUCUCAGCCUGCUCGGGAUCAGGGCAUGGCUCAGGUGGCCUCCCUUUUGAAGUCUGGUGUCGGUAUUAUCAUCCCAAUGUCAGGGAUCAAGUUGUGGCAAAGGGCACUCUGCCACUUGCAAAGCUUUGCGCCAUGGUCACCAUGCAGAAAAAGGGAGAGACUGCUGUCCAGACAUUCUCACUACCCUUGACCCCUGCCAUCUCCCAGUCAAAUGGCCAUGACCCAGAAAAGGAGGCCAAGGUGAAGGAGUCUGGCUUGAUGGAUUUCACUGUGACCUAUAAAAGUCAGCUGUCCCAGAGUGAAUCAGGUGGUCUGGGAUCAGGCAAACAUCAGGCUCAGGUGUGCAUCAGUGUAGGUGUGCUCAGAGCUUCAGGGCUGAAGUCAGCAGCAGAGGCUGUUGCUCGCCUGGACUCUGGCAUGCAGUACCCAGCUGAGGUUGGGGUAAACACCUACAUCAAGGUGGUCUUCUCAUUUCUCUCUAAAGAGGAUGAGCGUAUAACGAGAACAGUGGCACGCAGCUUUGCCCCAGAGUUUUCCCAUCACAUGGACUUCCCCUGCUCUCUUCUCUGGACAGAAGCAGACUCGGAUGCGCUAAGCCUGACUGAGAUUCUGGAAUCAGGGGAGGUGACUCUGGAACUCUGGCAUCAGGUCCCGGGCUUGUCAUCUGGUGUACAAGAACCUGAGUUCUUGGAGGAUGAUGACAUCAAAGGGAGACGACUGGUGACAAAGACAGGAGAUGUCCUGCUGGGAACAAGUACUAUACAGCUCAGAGCUUUGCUAACUCACAGGACUGGUAUAAGUGGGUGGUAUCCUGUCCACACUUCCACCAAUCAGUGGUCACAUAACAAAGACAAGAACCAAUUAGAGGAGGCUUCCCCCUCUGGGAAAGGUCUGGGUCGUGUGGUUGGAGGGGUGGAAUUGUCAAUAAAGUUUGCUCACCAUGACGACAGGGAGAGGGUGAUUCAUGCUGCUAGAGGGGUGGGCUGGUCCCCGCUGGAUGUGGAUGUGGAGGAGGAGGCCUGGGAAAGUGAAGAUGAGACAGUAGGAAGAGCCUCUCAGAUGCAGGUAUCAGUGGACCAGGCGUGUUUCCCCUUACUCAAUGCCAUGAUCAUUGGUCAGAACAAACUGGAUCAUUCUGCCAGGUGUUACGUCAGGUACAAGAUCUAUGACAGAGCGGCUGUCGUGUCCAAAGCUCAUGGGUUGGAUCAUCCAGAGUUUGGGAUCCUCAGGUCAAAAAUCAAACACAAACAGUUGCUACAGCUCCCUGCAAGCUCUCCAUUCAGGUGGUACCUGCGAGAGGAGAGACUAGAGAUUCAGGUCUGGGUGAGCUAUGGCCGACAAUCUGAGGAACAACGACCCCGACACAGGGACAAGCUGAUUGGCUCAGCAUUCAUUGACAUGGAGACAUUAGCAGACCCACGAAGGAAGCAACACCAAAUAAGUGGUCUGUACCCACUGUUCAAGCCUGGAGCAGCCAGUCUGGGAGGAGCCUACCUGAGGGCACACAUAAGCCUUAAGCCUCUUCUGGGACCAGUGGAACAGAUAUGUCAGAUAGAAGAGGGCAGUGAUGUGGUCGAAGAUGAAGAUUAUGACCCUAAUGACAGCUUCCAUCAAGUGGUUACCACGGCACCCAGAAAUGAGGUCAUAGGUCAGAAGGAGGAGCCAGACACACCCACAUUUGCUGCCCAUAUCUCUGUAGAGAGAGCAAUGCACCUGCCAUGGGUGGCAGAGAAACAUGGGUCCCCCUCCUGUGAGCCUAACUCAUAUGUGUCAUUCCAAACAUCCGAGGUGAGUCGUCCCGUGUUCACCAGUGUGGUAGUCGCGUCAGAGGCACCUGUGUGGGAUUUCCAGAUAGAGACACAACUUACCACAGAACUCCUCUUCAUGGAGAGUAAGCAUUUAGUAUUCAAGGUGUGGCAUAAACCUGACACUGCCUCCAAAGAACCAGAUAGAUCCUCUGACCGUGUCCUGGGCUUUGUCACCGUGGACCUGGUACCUCUGACUACAGGGCUACAGCAGAUCUGUGGCUGGUACAACAUCAUGGAUUUCAAUGGCCAGUGUCAGGGCCAAAUCAAGGUCAGUGUAACCCCACUGGAGUCUCUGUCUCCAUUCAGAAGUGGCCUACCAUCACCUUUGUUGGACGCCCACCAUGCUCCAUUCCGGAGCUCUGUGUUUUACCCACCAGGGUUCUCCGGGGUGACUUGGUCAGACCAGCCCCCCUGGGCACCCAGCCACUCAGAGACAAGUCUACCUCAUUUCCAGGAACACUAUGAAAGUGUCAAACAUCAUCAUGAGAUGCUGCAGAAACAGGGCCAGAUAAAGCCACCUGAUGACAACCAAGGGGAACAACCUGAGGUGUCACUUCACUGGAAGCCACAGUUACCUGAUUUAAGGGAGGAGCCCAGUUCUUCCAAGUCUUUUUUGUUCUCUGCUCUCAGAAAACAGCUCACAGAACUAGAUGAAAUCAAUGAUAAAUUCAAAGCCCGACUGGCAAUGCCAGAGCCCAGACACCAGGACACUCAGCUCCACUUCAGGACAGAGAGACUACCCCUGUUCACUAGAUCUGAUCACCCGGCCGAAAAUGGUCAAUCAGCUCACCUUAAUCUCAACUCCACCAUCGGGGCGAACUCCUACACCUCCCAAUCCAUGGGCAAAGAUAGUGCUAGAGACAGUGUCAGUGGACAGGACAGUGGGAAUGUGACAGCAACCCACCACGAGACCAGCAAUGAUUUGAUUGGUUCUCAUUCGGCAGUGCCAUCUGGAAUGUCCACACAAUCAGGGGAGGUAACUGGUGCCAUUGAUCAGCCUGUGUCAAACACUAUGAGCUCUGAGCUGGACGUGCCUGAGGACUUUCUACACAACCAUGUCCCUCCUCAGAUACAGGAGCUCCUGCAGGCUGCACGGCAGCUUCACCAGCCCCCGCCAGAGCCCCAGGAGAGAGCACCAGCCACAGAGGAGCUGGACUUGUCCAGCAGUGAUGAGGAGGAGGAGGAUCGUGAUAACCAGCAGAACUACUUCCAUCAGUAUCAGGAAUUUUUGCAAGAUGGAGGAGAUAACAGCAGCGAUGACCAGGAAGAAGAGGAUGAUGUUGACAUCAUCACACCACGAGCUCUGAACGACAUCUCUAGCAAAGGGCCAAUGACAGGGGAGAUAACUGGUACAUCUCACAUGAACCGUACAGGACCACAUGGCACAAGGCACAUCUUUCCAUCUCCCAUACCUGAACUGUCUUCUUUUUCUAACACAGAUAGCUGGCUGGUUGAGCCACAGCAUACAACAAAUCUAGCUGUAAGCACCCCUGCAGAAUUCGAUGCUGAGGACUACACCCAUCCAACCCCAAUGCCUUUUGACAUUGACUCCCUGUCAGAUUGCGUGGAGUGGGAAAAUAACUCAGGUGAGGAGUUUAGUGACAGGCCAGAGACCGUGCAGGAUGAGAAGGUACGGAUUAAAACGGUCAGACAUAACCUGGUGGCUGAAGACAUGAACAUCGUAGAGACCACUGGUAGAUCGCAACCCUCUCCAGAAUCAGGCCAUGAAGAUUGUCAAUUCUCACCAAGAGCAGAUUAUAAUAAUACUGAAAACUUUGUGCAGUUCAGCCAUAAUAGUGGACAGAAUUCUCCAUGGUCAAGCCAUAAUAGUGGACAGAAUUCUCCAAGGUCAAGCCGUAAUGAUGCACAGAAUUCUUCAAGGUCAAGCUAUAAUGAUGCACAGAAUUCUUCAAGGUCAAACCGUAAAGGUGUACAGAGUUCUCCAAGGUCAAACCAUAAUAGUUCACAGAAUUCUCCAAGGUCAAACCAUAAUGGUGCACAGAAUUCUUCAAGGUCAAACCAAAACUAUGGACAUAGUUCACCAACGCCCAGCCAUAAUAAUGAGCAGAAUUCACCAAGGCUAAACCAAAAUGAUGAGCAGAAUUCACUAAGGUCAAGCCAUAAUGGUGCAGUGCAUUCUCCAAGAUCUGACCAUAAUGAUACUCAGAGCUCUGCAAAAUCCAACCUUGAAGAGAUACAUUCCUCUCCAAGGUCAAAUCAUAGUAACAGAUCACAAAGUUCAGAGGUCAAGGUGAUAAAGGGAUUACCUCCCUUGUCAGGACCAGGUUGGGGUCAGAGUAAAGAUACCAGUAGUGGAACAAAUUCAUCAUUGUCUACACCCAGAGCUCCUCUUGGUGUCAUCACACUGGACAUGUCCAUCAAGGAUGAGGCAGCUGAAAUUGUCCAGCCAAAGAAUGCUGCAAACAAACCAAACAGUGCUCAGAACAGUGACCAUUCCACUCCAAGGGAAGGAACUCUUCCUCACUCCCAGGUUCCCAACUUCUUCCCUUCUGCAGUACAGUUAGAGCAGUCAAUGAAAGCUCUUCAACUUGUGACAUGUAAACCAGGCCAGCCUUUGGAUGAGACCAGACUGAAGGAAAAGGCUUCUGUAGCUCAGGAGUUUGUCAAAAAGCUGUCCAAAGGGUCCUCUGUGACAAAGACAGACAAGUUCCAGAACAGCGGGCUCAAAAACAAACCAUUACCAACUGCAGACGAAACCAAGAGGAUAGCAAAGAUCUUUGCUUCUAAGUUUGCAUAGAGCGUACAGACACAUUGUUGUGAUAUUUUUAAUACCUGGUAUUAACAUACCUUUCAGCAUAUCACUUGUUUUAGCUCAGCAGAAUGUGACGACUUCUCCAAAUGUGCAGGUAGAAAAGUGUUGUUAUUGCCAAUUGAUUGUCUGUCAUCAGGACAUGUACAACCAUUCCCAAAGGCAUUCCAAGCAUUGUGCUUUAUCUAUAUGCUAUAUUCCAUCUCUUUUGUUACAUAAUUUUUAUUGUAGUUCCAAACCCGUAGCUUACUGUAGCUGGCAAAGAAUACAAUGAUAGGGUAUAGAAUCUUGGACCUUUUCUGCCAUAAGUAAUUUGUAUCAAAGCUGUGUUGUCUUCUAUUCAUUUCUUUCUUUGCGAUGGUGAUUUGUGGACCAAGUGGCAAAAUAUUACUCAUUUAAUGCAAGAGAAUAACUGUCAAUCUGGCCUGGGCCCCGAGUUACCAUGGUGUGGGAUGUGUAUAUGUUGUCAUGGACAGCUUGUACUGGAGCGGACUGACUGAAUGGCAGAGCUCCCUAUUGCUAGCUGAAAAUUUUCGCCUUUCUUUCAACUAGUCAAUAGUGUUAAGUUUCCUGACACAUUCUUUCAUUUAUUAUGCAAAUGACAUGAUGUAAUCUGCAUUCAAAAUCUUGAAAAAGUAUUUUGUAAGAGAUUUAUUACAUCUCUUUUAGUAUAGAGCUGUGAUUCUGUUUUAUUUCCACUGCUGCUGACCUACUGAAAGUUGCUAAGCAGUUUUCAUUUAGUCUACAUGUCUCACAUGUGGUGUGGUGCUGUCAACCUAACCAAACCAAUGGCUCUUACGAUUAUAUGGAAACACCCGUGUUGCCAGCCUAGCCUUGCCAGUCGUCUGACAUUGUUUGUCGUUGUUGUAACACGAUUGGUUCUCAUCCGCUGGCGACACCAGUGUUUCUCACUACUGUUUUGUUAAUGGUCAGUUGAGAUUCGCAACACAGUCUGUUGGAUCCUGAUAAUUUUGUGAGACCCAGGUGUAUUGUUAUUGAAAGUUACUGGGUGUUGGAGUUAAGAACCCUUCUGGCCAAUUCUUUGAAUUUAUUGGUAACUCACUGAAACAAGCUGAUAUAAUUGUACUAUGCAUAUGCUUAUGUAAUGUUGAGUUGAUAAAUCAGUGUACAAACACAAUGGUUCAUGUUCUGUAUGUAACAGUGAACGUAUAUUUUGCUUGAUCAUUCUGUAUGUAACAGUGAACAUAUAUUUUGCUUAAUUAACAAGCAUGUUUCUUUGUAAGGCCAGAUACAAACCCAACAAUCCACCAAGUCCACUGAAUUAUCAACAGAGGUAUAAAUAUCACAUGUACUUAAUCUUGUUAGCUGUACUAGAAAUAAUGGGUGGAUAUGGUUUUAGAUGUAAUAAAUGCAGUAAGGCUUAUUUGUAUACAUCUGAUAGUGAUGCAUGGGUUGAAGGUCUUGUUUUAGUCAGACAUCUUUAACAUUAUUUACAAAUCCAAAAUAAAAACAAGAUGGGCAAAAACUGUGACUAUAGGUAAAUAAGCAUAUGGAGUUGUUAGUAGACAAAAAAAUUGUUGAGAUUUGUGUUGGAGGAAAUUUAGCAGUAGAUGUUACCUUAAUCACCCAAGAUAUACACAAAUUUUUGAGCUACUUUAUCAGAGUUCAGAUAUUUUGCUUGUAUGUAAGGUUACUUUUGUCCAUGGCCAUUGGCGAAGGUAUGGUUUUCUAGGAUCUUCAUGUAAGAUGAAUGUAUUCAUUAGGGGAAUCUAGGUGGUUAGAGGCCUGUAGGAACUACGCUAUAAAUUGUUAAUCUUAUUCAACCACCUCUGCAACCUAACUUUUAAAAGUUCUGAGAUAACUAUGGGAUGCAGAGAAGCAUUUUGCAUAGUUUUAUGAGGUUUGCAUCUUUAGUGACACAAACAAAUCAUUUUAGUAUCAUUUUCAUAAUUGUAUGCAUAAAUUCUACUGAAAAAAAGUGCUUCACAGGUCAUAAGGUUGAAGAUUUUGCAGUACAUGUUCUGACAGAAGUUUUCAAAUUUUAUAGUGGAAGCUCCCUUAUGUGUAUUUUUUUCGUGGAUUUUUUCAGAUUUAAGUUUACAAGUGGUACAUUCUGUUUGUAAUUCAUUCUUUUGCAAUAUAUAUUCUUGGGCCCAGAGGUGAAAACUGUGUAUCGUUGAAUGAGGAAAACUUAAUACCACUUCUAAGAGAAUAGAAACAGGAAAAACCAUUUUCUAGACUAAUCUGACACAGUCUAAUUAAUAGAGUAAUAGUGUCCAGAGUAAUAUGCAUGCAUGUGUAAUGUACUGUAGAGUAUCUCACAAAAAGCAU